GGACUCCGGCCCAUGGCUUCUCACCACGGCAUGUCGCGCGUCGUGGGUGGCACAGAUGCCCAGCCAGGGGCCUGGCCCUGGAUCGUCAGCAUCCAGGAUCCCUGGAAAACAGGCACGGGGCAUACAUGCGGAGGGUCCCUCAUCAGCCCACAGUGGGUCCUCACAGCAGCCCACUGCUUCAUUGAGGCCAGGCACAUCACCAUGUGGCGCGUGGUGGUCGGGGCCACCCGGUUGACUCAGCUGGGCCCUGAGGCCCAAGUGCGCCAUAUCAAGCGGCUACUGGUUCACGAGCACUACAGUAACAUCACGCAGAGGAACGACAUCGCCCUGCUGGAACUGGACCAGCCUGUGCAGUGCAGCUACUCCAUCCAGCUUGCCUGUGUGCCCGACGCCUCGCUGAGAGUGUCAGAGCUGACAACCUGCUACGCCAGCGGCUGGGGUUCCACGACUGCAAGAUGUGAGUUCCCAAAAAGAUCAACUGAUGUCCUGCAGGAGGCCAAGGUCCGCCUCAUUGAUGUCAACCUCUGUAACAGCAGCGGGUGGUACAGAGGGGCCAUCCACACCCACAACCUGUGUGCUGGCUACGCGCAGGGUGGCAUCGACACCUGCCAGGGCGACAGCGGUGGUCCUCUCGUCUGCAAAGAUAACAAUGCAGACUACUUCUGGCUCGUUGGAGUCACCAGCUGGGGGAAAGGCUGCGCGAGAGCAAGACGGCCCGGAGUCUACACCUCCACGCAGCACUUUUACGACUGGAUCCUGGCACAGAUGGGACUGCGCCCAGCAGUAUCGGCUACUCCAACGCCACAGCCAGGCUUCACCUCAAGCCCCUUUCAGAGGCCGAGACCCAUACCAACUCAGUUGGGCACGUUUACACCCUGCCCAUUUCCAGUCCAGAGGCUGGUGCAAUUCUUUACUCGGGUGCAGGAGCUCCUGCAGUUCCUAAGGGGGACAAAGGCCUGAGCAGCAGGAUGGACAGGAUCCAGUGCAGCCGGCAGCGUACCACUGGUAACUUUGCAACAACAGUUACGGUAUAUUGCCUGUAACUGCAGUAGUACCUCUUUCCAUGCAUGUACAUCACUGGAAAUGGGUUCAGUUCAACACAAAGCUGAAAAAGAGCUCAAAUAUAGCUGAUGACUGUAUUUUUGCACACGUGUAACAAACAGACUCUGGGAAAAACCUGUAACUGUGGCUCUGUGGUUGAAAUGAAAUUGGGCUGAACUUUUACAUAAAUAAGGAGACAUAGUCUUGUUGCUACAUUCUGUCUCUUCUUUUCAAAGACCUCGUCGACGUUCCUUAAUUGCUGAAUAUCAUCUUGCUAACCUGACUGAAAGUAGUGUAGCCGUUGGUGCUGAUGAGCUUGGCCAGCUCUUCAGUCUGAAUCCAGGACUCAUCGUAGGACUUUGGGAGGUAAGAUAACAUUUUGUUUCAAUACUUUAUUAUGACUUGAAGAAACAGAUUCUUUUGCCUUGUAGUUUGGGAUUUUGAGAGUUUUUUAGGGUUUGGGGUUUGGUUUUUUUCAUCUUCCUUUUUUUCUCUGAGUUUUGAAAGAUCUUGUCUAAACUAACAACAAGGAAAUACAGGUAGGGACAGCUAGUUGAUGAUUUAUUGUAU
Molecule: messenger RNA, 1611 nt
Organism: Gavia stellata (red-throated loon)
Lineage: Eukaryota; Metazoa; Chordata; Aves; Gaviiformes; Gaviidae
Product: acrosin-like
Exons: 4
Biological process (GO): acrosome reaction; proteolysis
Molecular function (GO): serine-type endopeptidase activity
Source: RefSeq, a predicted model, not a curated record